Molecule: messenger RNA, 3528 nt
Organism: Prunus armeniaca (apricot)
Lineage: Eukaryota; Viridiplantae; Streptophyta; Magnoliopsida; Rosales; Rosaceae
Source: the annotation of a GenBank genome assembly
AUGAUGAUUGCAGCGUUGAAUGGCCUUCCUUCUGAGUUUGAUAUGAUUCGGACAGUCCUGGUUGCUCGUGACACUUCGCUUUCCUUCAAAGACUUUCGCAAUCAAUUGCUGGCGGCUGAACAAGCCACAGAGGCACGCGUGCUGUCUUCUCAUGCACCUAUGGUUGGCAUGCUAAGUCAUUCCUCUUCUUCUGGUUCUUCCCAUGCCUUCUCUGGUUUUGGCCAUGGUGAUGGUCUCCUUCCAACACCUCUAAUGCCUCCUACUGCUUAUAUGUGUUCGCAGCCUUUUGGUCGUUCUUCUUCUCAUGCUUCUGGUGGCCGAGGCAAAUUCUCUGGUUCUAGACCUUUUGGUCGUGGUUUUCAAGGCAGGUUUCACGGUCCUCCUAAGUCUAGUGGUGGAGUUGUUCCUAAGUGUCAAAUCUGCAGCAAGCGAGGUCACACUGCGGUCAAUUGCUAUUUUCGCAAUUCGAAUCCCUCUUCUCACGGGUCCUCUUCUACAAUUGAAUAUCAGAUUUGUGGCAAAAAGGGCCAUGGGGCUCUGGAUUGUUACCAUCGCUCCAACUAUGUUUAUCAAGGUUCUCCACCUCCUGCCUCCAUUACUGCGAUGGCGGCUCAGACUUCUUUCUCUCUUGAUGCAGUCUGGAUUGCAGAUAGUGGGGCCAGUCAUCACAUGGUUCCUCAUAUGACAACAUGGAUUCUGCUUCUCCUUGCACCUCUUUUGAUUAAGUCAGAGUGGGAAAUGGGGAAGGACAAAAUCACCAACAGGGUUCUGUUCCACGGCAAGAGUGAUCAUGGCUUGUAUCCCAUCCCAUGCUUGGUUCCUUCUUCAAUAUGUGUAGACAAUAAGCAGCCAAAGAUGGCUUUUCUUGGACAACAAAUUCAUUCCUCGUUGUGGCAUAGGCGAUUGGGUCAUCCUACUAAUGAGGUUAUUCAACUCAUGCUUAAGGAAGCACAACUCCCAGUGGUUUCAGAUUCCAUAUCUCAGAUAUGUUCUUACUGCUUAAAUGUUGAUGGUUAUCGAUAUGUUGUAAGCUUCAUUGAUGAAUAUACUGGUUUUCUGUGGCUAUACCUGUUUUGUGUCAAAUCUGAGGUGUUCUCUGUGUUUCGCAAGUUUUUUGCCUUUAUUACCAAUCACUUUCAUGCCUCAGUAAAGUAUUUUCAAAGUGAUGGAGGGGGAGAAUAUAUGAGUCAUCAGUUUCAGGAUUUUUUAUCUACUCAUGGCAUUGUGCAUCAAGUCUCAUGUCCUUAUACACCUCAGCAAAAUGGACUUGCUGAAAGGAAAAAUAGGCAUUUUGUAGAGACUGCCAUUACUCUCUUGACUGAAGCUUCUAUGCCUGACAUAUUUUGGUUUCAUGCAAUGGCACAUUCAGCUUACCUCAUUAAUCGGAUGCCUAGUAAGGUUCUUGCCAAUCAGUCUCCUUAUUUUCGGCUUAUGCAAAAACUACCUGAUAUAAGAUAUUUGCGUGUGUUUGGGACUGCUGUUUAUCCAUGCUUAAGAGAGACCAAUUCCCAUAAAUUGCAACCUCGUAUUGCGUCUUGUGUGUUCAUGGGAUAUCUUAUGGGCUAUAAGGGUGUUUUGUGCUAUAAUUGUACUACUCACAGAUUUGUCAUCUCUCGUCAUGUCAUCCAUGAUGAGUUAGUUUAUCCUUUCAAGCAUCCUAGCACUCUACACUCCAAUAUUAUGUCCUCUUUGUCUCCGUCUCUGUCCAUUAAUCUCCCUUCCACUCGUGUCAUUUUAUCUGAGAACCUUGAUUCACAUGUCAAUCAUCCCUCUUCCUCUCCCUGUCGAGGCAAGUUCUCUCCUGCUGUACCAUUGCCUCUCAUUGUUACAGAGGCAUCUUCUUCUUCCAUUCAACCUCUGGAGGGUUCUUUUCCUGUUUCGUCAGAUCACCAUGUGUCUCCUAUUGAACAUGUCAAUUUUGGUUCUUCUUCUAGUCUCCCUUCUUCUUGGAACAUCCAUCCAAUGACUACCAGGUCCAAAUCUGGUCUGUGUCAGAAGAAGUCUUUCGAGGAUUAUCAGUGUUUUACUUCUAUGCAUGACUCUACUACUCUUGAUGAGCCUUCUACAUUUCGUGUGGCUUCUUUCUCUCUUGCCUGGAUUAAGGCUGUGGAGGAAGAGAUCUCUGCCUUAACAAUGCAGGGUACAUGGUGUUUGGUCCCUCGCCCUGCUAAUACAAAUAUUGUUGGCUCCAAGUGGAUUUACAAGAUCAAAAGAAAUUCAGAUGGGAUACUUUCUCGCUAUAAAGCUCGACUGGUGGCACAGGGGUUUAGUCAAGAGGCUGGCUUUGACUACGAUGAAACCUUCAGCCCAGUGGUACGUCAUACCACAGUUCAUCUUAUUCUCAGUUUAGCCGCUAUUAAUGGCUGGUCUUUGCGGCAGCUUGAUGUCAAGAACGCCUUUCUCCAUGGCGAUCUUGACGAGGAGGUUUACAUGAAACAACCACAGGGGUUUGAAGACUCUUCUCAUCCUGACUAUGUGUGCAAAUUACAGAAGUCUUUAUAUGGUUUAAAACAAGCUCCAAGGGCCUGGAAUGCAAAGUUCACGGGCUACUUACCUUCUCUUGGUUUCAAAAUGUCACAUAGUGAUCCAAGUCUGUUUGUGAAGAUUUCAGAUUCAGCUAUCGUUGUAUUGUUGCUCUAUGUCGAUGAUAUUAUUCUCACAGGUUCAAACUCUCAAGUUAUUGAAGAGGUUAUUACAGAUCUUGGUUCAGUGUUUGAUCUCAAGGACUUGGGUCCUCUUACCUUCUUUCUUGGCUUACAGAUUUCGUAUAAGUCGAAUGGUGACCUUUUUAUCAGUCAACAGAAGUAUGCCAAAGAUCUUUUAGUCAAGGCUGGGAUGAAAUCAUGUCGGCCCUGUCUAACUCCAUCUAAACCUCAUACACAGGUUCUUCCCACAGAUGGUGAACCUUUAAAGGAGCCAUCAGUAUACCGAAGUAUAGUUCAUUUUCAGUUGGUUAAAAGGAUUUUGCGCUACAUUCAAGGCACUUUGCACUAUGGUCUUACUUACUCUUCGUCUGUUCCAGUUUCUGUGUUUGCAUAUAGUGAUGCAGAUUGGGCUGGGGAUAUUACCACUCGACGAUCAACCACAGGAUUUGUUGUCUUCUUGGGUUCCAAUCCAAUUUCAUGGCAGUCUAAGAAGCAGGGGUCUGUCUCCCGUAGCUCCACUGAAGCUGAAUACCGUGCUCUUGCUAAUGCUUCAGCAAAGGUCGCUUGGAUUCGUCAGAUACUUGCAGAUCUUCAUGUCUUUCUCCCAGAUCCUCCUCUGUUGUUUUGUGAUAACAUGUCUGCGUUAGCUCUCAGCUCUAAUCCCGUGUUCCAUUCUCGCAUCAAACAUUUGGAUGUCGACUUCCAUUUUGUUCGAGAAUGUGUACAACGCAAAGACUUCUUAGUGCACUACAUUCCUACUGAUGAGCAGGUGGCAGAUGUUCUUACUAAGGGGCUUCAUAGUCCAGUAUUUGUUAAGCAUUGUACCAAUCUCAGUUUAGGCACCCUGACUGAGAUUGAGAGGGGGUGUUUACCCAAUGGUUAG